Messenger RNA from Gossypium raimondii (Peruvian cotton), 1958 nucleotides. Its product is annotated as protein root UVB sensitive 4. The transcript has 10 exons. Lineage: Eukaryota; Viridiplantae; Streptophyta; Magnoliopsida; Malvales; Malvaceae. The record is from RefSeq and is a predicted model, not a curated record. The coding region runs from base 146 to 1711 and encodes 521 amino acids.
ACUACCUUUAUCCUGUAUCAACUCUGUUUCUUUCUUAAACCCUAAACCCUCCCCUAUUCCCAGCCAAUCCCCACCCCUUAAAAUACACUAAGAAUUGGUGGGAAAAUCGUUAGAAAGCCCUAAAUUUCAUUGUCCCCGAUUUCUCAUGCAAUCCACUAUUUAUUACAAACCUUCAACUUCUCAUAAUUUCCAACUCCCAUGGAAAUCCACAAAAAACCCUGCGUUCAAAACCUUCAGAUUGUCCUCAAAAACUCUAACUUUGACCAAUUCGCUAAGACCCCAAAUCACGUUCGAGCUUGAAGGGGGUGCCAACGAUGGCUUUCAGCCAUCUAACCCGGUCAAGCUCCCGGUAGUGAUACAGAGGCACGGAAAAGUUUCGAGGUACUUUUGGGAUGGGAGUCGUGUUAGGUUGCUUCGUGUUGAUGGCGACGGCGUUGACGGCGGAGGCUCUGGGGUGCCGUUUUGUUUCGAUUUGGAUAAGGUGGUUGAAGCUUCAAGCUUGGCUAUUAGGAACUUUUUUAUUCCUAAGCAAGUCAGUGAAAAUUAUAUAGGCUAUGUGAAGUGGAAGUUUUUGCACAGGGUUUUUAGCUCUACCCUUCAAGUUCUUGCUACUCAGGCAAUGUUUCGGGCUAUAGGAAUCGGGUAUUCUCGUUCACUUACUUCAGCUGCUGCACUUAACUGGGUAUUGAAGGAUGGACUUGGACGAUUAAGCAGGUGUAUUUAUACGGCUAGUUUGGCAUCUGCUUUCGAUACCAAUUUGAAGAGAGUUAGGUUUACAACCUCGAUGCUGUUCACUUUUAGCAUUGGAGUUGAACUGCUCACUCCGGUAUUUCCUCACCACUUCUUGCUUCUCGCGUCAUUGGCCAACGUUGCAAAACAAAUGAGUUUGGCAUGCUAUAUGGCAACCAGCCCUCCCAUUCAUCGAAGCUUUGCAAUAGCUGAUAACCUUGCUGAAGUUUCUGCAAAGUCACAGAUUCAAUCAGUAUGUUUCGAUAACCUUGGACUCAUGCUUGCUGCUGUCUUGAAUAUGUUGCUCAAGAACAAUCAAAGGCUGCAAACUGGACUACCUUUCAUUCUAUACCCUAUUUUCUCAGCAAUUGACCUGUUUGGAAUAUAUCAAGGUCUGAAGCACGUCCAUCUGCAGACCUUAACUAAGGAUAGAUUAGAAAUUAUAAUCGGUUCAUGGAUUUCAUCCGGAUAUGUACCUUCACCUGAAGAAGUGAGUAAAGAUGAAGAAAUCAAUUUUAUGUGGAGCAAAGGCAAAGAGCCAUUGCGCAUCAGAAUAGGGUGCUUGAAUCCCAAGGCCCAAUUAUCCAAGUUAUCGGUGAUGACAAUGCAGUCUGUAAGUAACGAGGAUCAUUAUUUUAUAUGCACGGAAAUCUUCUACCAAGGAUUAGCAAAAACUAGAGAGCAAGGCAUCCUUCUUUGCAUACGGGAAGGAGCUCGCACGGCUGAUGUUAUAAUGGGAUUAUUGCAGGCUUGCUAUGUUUGCAAGGCACUCCGUUCAAGCAUGUGGGAAAGCACAACAAAGGCUAGUGAUUCGUCGGACUUAAUUCUCAAAGAAUGGUUUAAACUGAUCGAUGAUAGCAAGCGGUACGUACAGCAACAGUUCGGGCCGUUGAAUGAACAAAUGAUGGUACGAGGUUGGGCACUUAAAAACAUUUUAUUGAACACAGAAGAGCAGACACGGUACAGUUACAUGGAUGACUGAAACAUAAACAUUCCCUUGAAUCAAGUUGCUCUUCACAAAUCAUCGAAGAGUAUUUGGGUUCGCAUUGGUUCAAUUCUUUUUCAUUCAAGAAAAGCCAACAAUACAACCAUUUUACACAAAAUGCUUUGUUGUAAUAUUGGACAUUUGCUCUCAUUUAAUUGUAAAUAGAAAAGAUGACCCUUAGCAGUCAUAAUAAGGUACUCUUAAGUGAUUGCUGCAAUUAGCACAUCUUUAACAUACUUGAAGA